UCUACCUAGUCCGCCGCUUCCACCACCCUUGCCCAGGCGGCUAGACGAAACGAAACCACUCCCUUGAGUCCUGCAGCCUGCUUCGCCAUGGAACAUGACCGCACCAACCUCACCGAGGCUCUGCGCUCGGUGCGGCUCCUCAAGAUCGAUGGCUAUUCCGCGACCGCGGCCAUGCGCAGUUCGGAAUGCGUCAAGUCCAGAUGGAACGUCGGCGGCCACGAGUGGGAGGUCCAUUUCUAUCCUGCGGACUACAAAUGUUACUUGACCUGGGUAAGUGCAAAGCUCAUCCUUGUCAGUGAACCGGGCGUGGUGAUGGCGAACCUAAGCUGCCGGCUUGUAGAUCCAAGCCGGAAUCGUGAUCCUUCUGAAGAGAAGAGUGUGUGCUACGCAUUCGGCAGGAACGGGGGAGGACGAACCUCACCUGAAGUUCUCCUGGUGAGGAGAGAUGAGGUUCCGUCAUCGGGUUAUCUCGUGAAUGAUUCUCUGACCGUGCAAUGCACCCUCACCGUGCUCAAGGAACUGGCUACUGUAGUCAUCCCGACUGUUACGGAGGCGCCCUUGCCAACCUCCGAUUUGCACCGGCACCUUGCGGAGCUCUUGCAGAGCCGGAGGGGAGCAGACGUCACGUUUGUGCUUGACUCCGGCGAGCGCUUUCCUGCCCACAAGAACAUCCUUUCUGCAAGGUCGCCUGUCUUCAUGGCCGAGUUCUUCGGUCACAUGAACGAGAGGAGAUCCCAGUCUGUUCGGAUCCAGGACAUGGAGGCUGCCGUCUUCAAGGCCAUGCUCCACUUCAUCUACACCGACAUGGUUCCGGAGCUUGACGAGGAGCCUGCGGUGGCGGCUAUGGCUCAGCGCCUACUCGCAGCAGCUGACAGGUACGGGCUCGACAGGCUGAAGCUCAUCUGCGAGGGCAAGAUCUCCGGCGGCAUCGACGUCGACACGGCGGCGACGACGCUGGCUCUGGCGGAGCUGCACAACUGCUCGUUGCUCAAGGCCAAGUGCAUCGACUUCAUCACCAGGUCGCCGGAAACUUUCGAUGCGGUCUUGGUGACGGACGGGUACAGGCAUCUAGUGGAGAGUGUUAGACUUAAAAUCGGAUCAUUAGGAGCAGAUCGAGGGGUUACUGUGUUUUCUUUGGAUGAAGGAGUUGCCGGACACCGCUGGUUCCUCGAUGAGGGUCGGUGCUAGGGCAGCGACGCGCAGUGCAGAGAUGAUGUGGUGACGGUGUCGGCGUGGUGCAGUGUUGGCGGUGUUGUAGUCGACCGCGAGCCAGUUGCGACGACAGCACGGCGCCGGUGGUGCUUCCCGUCGCUGACAACCCCCCUCUCUAGAUCGGGUUAGGGUUUGGAUAGUGGGAACUGUA
This is a messenger RNA of Panicum virgatum (switchgrass), 1363 nucleotides long. Its product is annotated as BTB/POZ and MATH domain-containing protein 1-like. Lineage: Eukaryota; Viridiplantae; Streptophyta; Magnoliopsida; Poales; Poaceae. The coding region runs from base 88 to 1188 and encodes 366 amino acids. Gene Ontology annotation, biological process: protein ubiquitination. The transcript has 2 exons. The record is from RefSeq and is a predicted model, not a curated record. Gene Ontology annotation, molecular function: protein binding.